Messenger RNA from Terrapene triunguis (Three-toed box turtle), 2516 nucleotides. It is a transcript of the gene DAGLB, whose product is annotated as diacylglycerol lipase beta. The transcript has 16 exons. Lineage: Eukaryota; Metazoa; Chordata; Testudines; Emydidae. Bases 123 to 2150 code for a protein of 675 amino acids. Gene Ontology annotation, biological process: lipid metabolic process. The record is from RefSeq and is a predicted model, not a curated record.
GUUGCGUCAUGGCGUUGUGUUGUUUUUACGAAAUCCUCUUUGGACUGGUGUGACGGUCUGUCCGAGGAGAGCAGGGAGCGUCUUCCUGGAGGAGCAGGCGCAGCACUGGCAGGGUCCCCAAGAUGCCUGGAAUGGUGAUAUUUGGGAGACGCUGGGCUAUCGCCAGUGAUGACUUUGUUUUUCCGGGAGCCUUUGAACUUUUCAUCAGAAUGAUCUGGUGGAUUGGAAUUCUUGUUUUGUACUCCAUUCACAAAGGGAAAUUUAACUGUACUGGAGGGGGAUUAUUGCACAGCUACCUGCUUGUCCUCCUCAUUCUCCUGGCUGCCAUAAUAUGCGCUGUAUCUGCUAUUGUGUAUAUCAGUAUGCAAGGAACAAUUUCUAACCCUGGGCCAAGGAAAUCUCUUCCUAAAUUGAUUUAUACUCGGCUAGGUCUUUAUAUCCCAGAAUUGGUCUGGGCAGUUGUGGGAGCUAUAUGGGUGUCGGACACCGAUGUACGUUGUGAAAGGACUGUGGUAAAUGUCGUAUUUUGGACAGUUAUUGCAAGCUGGGUUAUCAUCAUCUUUACCGUCGUUGCAGUUGUAAUUGUCUUUGAUCCACUUGGGGGGAAAAAGACACUGUACCUGGCUGAUGAUAUAAAUCGCAACUUGGAAAGCAGUCAAUCAGGCCAAUUGUUUUAUAAUGUCAAGAAGACCGCAACCAGAGUCUGGGAGAGGAGAAUCAGGUUACUGUGUUGUUGUAUUAUGCAAGAUGAUGAUCACCGAGUGGCUUUUACAAGUAUUGCAGAGCUUUUCCGCACCUACUUCUCAGACACUGAUCUGGUGCCUAGUGACAUAGCAGCAGGUUUGACUCUGCUCCAUCAAGAGCAAGAUAAAGUGGAAAACUGCCCAAAAGAGCCUGAAGAAGUCCUGUGUCAUUCCCACCUAUCCCAUGUGACUGAUGAUCUGGAUAUUGAAUUAGAAAAUGCUGCUCACUACAUGCAGUUUGCUGCAGCUGCUUAUGGAUGGCCUUACUACAUAUACACUAACCCAUUUACUGCACUCUGUAAGCUUAAUGGUGACUGUUGCAGAAACAGCCCAACAGAUUCUGAUAUAAUUGGCGGUGAUCAUCUUAACUUUCACUUUGGAUCCAUCCUAAAAAUAACAGGGCUACAGUACAGAGAUUUCAUUCAUAUCAGCUUUCAUAACAAGAUUUUCGAGAUCCCAUUUUUUGUUGCUUUGGAUCACAAAAAGGAGGCUAUUGUGGUUGCAGUGAGAGGAACCUUGUCUUUUGAGGAUCUCCUCACUGAUCUGUCAGCAGAGUGUGAAGACCUGACGCUCGAAGACGUUCUGGAAAAUGGUUUUGUACAUAAGGGGAUAACUCAAGCAGCAAAUUACAUCUACAGAAGGCUAAUAAAUGAUGGCAUUUUAAACCAGGCUUUCACCAUUGCUCCUGAAUAUAAACUAGUUAUAGUUGGUCACAGUUUAGGUGGUGGAACAGCUUCCAUAUUGGCCAUCAUGCUCAGAAACUCCUUCCCAACAUUAAGGUGUUAUGCCUUUUCUCCUCCAGGAGGAUUGUUAAGCAAAUCACUUGCAGACUACUCUAAAUGCUUCAUUGUGUCAGUCAUUGUUGGAAAGGACCUUGUUGCAAGGUUAAGUAUGCCCAAUAUGGAAGACCUGAAGAGAAGGCUAGUGAGAAUAGUUGCUAAUUGUAACAGGCCGAAGUACCAGAUCCUGCUGUAUGGGUGUUGGUAUGAAGUGUUUGGAGGAGAUCCAGAUAAUUUCCCAACUGAGUUAGAUGGUAGAAGUCAAGAUGCCCUAACCCAGCCUCUUCUAGCUGAAGAGAGUUUAAUGAUGCAUCGGUCACCUUCUUACAAUGCCAUUGAGGAUGAAUCUCCUUUAAAUGCUCCACCUCAGUAUCCUCAUCUUUAUCUCCCAGGAAAAAUCAUCCAUAUUGUAGAAGAAACCAGCUCAAGAAGGUGGUGUUCUUCUGAUGUUAAAUAUACUGCAAGAUGGUCAAAAGAAACAGCCUUUAGCAAUAUUUUAAUAAGUCCCAAGAUGAUAACGGAUCACAUGCCAGAUGUUGUGCUCAAAGCCCUGAACAACUUGACUGAGGAAAAAGCAUCUUGUAUUCCCUGUCAAAUAGAAGGAGACUUUCACACCAACACAAUAUGACUAUAACUCUAAGAGAACAGCCCUAUUUUUUUUUUCUUCUUUAGGCUUCAAGUAUUCAGGAGCCUUUAACCUCAGACUUAAGUGGUGGUGUGGGGUUUUUUGUUUAUUUUUUUUAACAUGCCUAAAAUAGAAACACUGGAGGGGUUGUCUUGGUGAUGGUCAUAAUGCAAAAUGCAUUUUACUCUGCAGAGGUUCUGCAAAAGUAAACAUUACUGGCUAACUGUAAUAAGAUAGUUAAAAUGAAUGUAUUCAGGAUUUUGACAGAAGCAGAUCUAACCUUUCUGGAAAUGGAACAGUAAGAUGAGUCUUAGCCAGUUACAUGUAAAUUACUGUAUCUUUCAUUUUACAGCUCGAAGGAUUUGGAUA